Messenger RNA from Talaromyces stipitatus ATCC 10500, 339 nucleotides. RefSeq lists its product as uncharacterized. The transcript is spliced from 2 exons. Lineage: Eukaryota; Fungi; Ascomycota; Eurotiomycetes; Eurotiales; Trichocomaceae. The record is from RefSeq and is a predicted model, not a curated record. Bases 1 to 339 code for a protein of 112 amino acids.
AUGGAGAAAGUGCAUGUUAUCCACAAUAUCCUUUCAAAAUUCAACGAGUUAGCUCUGUUUGUGUCAAAAAAGAAAUUUCAAAUUAGUCUUACCGUCCUAAUCUACUACGAACUUCAUGAUUUACUCGAUGAGGCAUCCGAGCGCAAGGAGAGAUUCCUAGAUCUUGACGAAGAUAUAUCAUUGGCUGUAAAGGAAGGUAUGAAGAAGUACAAAAAGUACUAUACCUUUAUGGAUACUUCUGAUACAUACUAUACUGCCCUCAUCUUGGAUCCUCAGAUCAAAGAUGAUCUUCUUCUCGACAAACUGGAAGAUAAGACUACUAGGAGGGAGAUCCUUUAA